CCUCACGAGUUCUUCAUUGUUUUCUAAGCGUUAGUCACAAAUCUUUAAAUUUGAAUUUUAUUAAGAAAUCUAAUUAGAAUGGCUGCAAUUUCCCUCCUCAAUCCAAAAGCUGAGUUUGCUCGUGCUGCUCAGGCACUUAGUGUCAAUAUCACGGCAUCAAAAGGUAUCCAGGAUGUGAUGAAAACAAAUUUAGGUCCAAAAGGAACACUGAAAAUGCUUGUAAGUGGUGCUGGAGAUAUCAAAAUCACCAAGGAUGGAAAUGUAUUGUUGCAUGAGAUGCAAAUUCAACAUCCAACAGCUAGUUUGAUUGCUAGAGCAAGUACAGCACAAGAUGACAUUACUGGCGAUGGAACUACAUCAACUGUUUUGUUGAUUGGAGAGCUUUUGAAGCAAGCAGAGCUUUAUAUUGCUGAAGGAUUACAUCCAAGAAUCAUUACUGAGGGAUAUGAUCAAGCACGUCUACAAGCAUUAAAGAUUCUUGAUGAUAUGAAACGUCCCGUUGAGAUUAAUCGUAAGAACUUGCAGGAUAUUGCCAGAACAGCAUUACGAACAAAGUUGAAUAAUCAAUUAGCUGAUCUCUUAACUGACGUCUGCGUAGACGCAAUUUUAACGAUUAAGAAGGAUGAUGACAAGUCAGUUGAUCUUCAUAUGGUUGAGAUUAUGGAAAUGCAGCACAAGUCAGCAACUGAUACUCAAUUAGUUAAAGGUAUUGUUAUGGAUCACGGUUCUCGUCAUCCUGAUAUGCCUAAACGCUUAGAAAACGCCUACAUUUUGACAUGUAAUGUCUCAAUGGAAUAUGAAAAGACAGAAGUCAAUUCAGGUUUCUUCUACAAAACAGCUGAAGAACGAGAACAUUUUGUCCUUGCUGAACGCGAUUUCAUCAUCCAACGUGUUCAAAAAGUCAUCGAAUUAAAGAAGAAGUUGUGUGACGGCACAAACAAGAGUUUUGUUGUAAUUAAUCAAAAGGGCAUCGAUCCAAAUUCUCUUGAUUUGUUGGCAAAAGAAGGUAUCAUGGCAUUGAGACGUGCUAAAAGGAGAAACAUGGAACGUUUGGCAUUAGCGUGCGGAGGACUUGCUUUGAAUUCAUUUGAUGAUAUCAAAGAAGAACAUCUCGGUUUUGCUGGUGUCGUUUACGAGCAUGUUUUGGGCGAAACUAAAUAUACUUUUGUUGAGGACUGCAAAGUUCCACAAUCUGUUACAAUUUUGAUGAAAGGACCAAACAAGCAUACUUUACAUCAAAUCAAGGAUGCUGUUCGUGAUGGUCUUCGUGCUAUUAACAAUACACUUGAUGACAAAUGUUUGAUUCCCGGCGCUGGAUCAUUUGAAAUUCAUGCUAAUCUCAAGUUACGUGAUCAUGCUAGAACUGUCAAAGGAAAGACUCGUUUAGCUAUCCAAGCUUAUGCUGAUGCAUUACUCGUUAUUCCAAAAACUCUUGCAGUCAACUCUGGUUUUGAUUCUCAAGAUACAAUUGUAAAAUUACAGGAAGAAGCUGAAUUAUCAACUGAUCCAAUUGGUCUUGAUUUGUCAACUGGCGAACCAUGUAAACCUGUUGAUUUGGGAAUCUUUGACAAUUAUAUUGUAAAGAAGCAAAUCCUCAACUCCUGUACCGUUAUUGCCACCAACCUGCUUCUCGUCGACGAAAUUAUGCGUGCCGGAAUGAGCAGUUUAAAGGGAUAAAUUUUCAUUGCUUUCAUUUCAUUUUAUUUUUUUCAUUUAUUUAAUUCAGUGGUUUAUACACACAUAAAUAUUUGCUACAAUUCAUGUUCUUUCCUAUCUUCUCAGCCACAUAAAAUUUUGGAUAAGCUUUAUGCUACAACAUGCAUCAGUAAUAAUAAUUAUUUUUCUUUAAGUAGCUAUUUAUUUCAUUUCACUAAGAACUGUCAACCAACGUUAGUGAAACAAAUUUGUUUUCUUUUUUGAAUGAAUUAAUUAGUUUCCUUUGGCUUACUUUGUAACCCACAUUCACCUCAAAUUCUAAAUUCCCUUUUUGUCUACACACUACACAUUUAUAAUCAUUAACAAAAGAAUAAGAAUAAAUUUUCAUUAAUUUGCAAAUCUCGAGCAAGAAAUUUUUACUUUAUAUUAUAAAUAGAAUUUAAAUAGUUUAGAUACGAAAAUAUAUAUUUAUUUUUCGCAGGAAUUCUCUUUGUUAAUGUAAUAAAGAAUUGCUUUUUCUUUAUUUAUCUUGUCGAUUAUCUCUGUUCUUUUGCAAAUAUGAGAUUGUUUUCUUUGUCAUGAGUUAGGAAAGAAGGAAGUUGCUCUUUGAGAAAGUCUCGUCAGAUUCUCAAUCAAAUAAAUAUUUAUAUUGGCUUGUAAAUUCAUUUUUCCGUUAUUUUUGUUUUUAAAUUUUCUAUUGGAAAUAUUCCAAUAAUUUAAAAUUUCAGUUGCUUUCCACUGGAGUUAUUCCAAUCAUUUAAAUAUGAAAUUUCCGUUAUAAAUUUAUUUUCGUUCCACUGGAAGCAUUCCAUUAAUUCAAACAAUAAAUAUCCGCUAGUUUUUUUUACUUUAAAUUAACGGUUUUUGGCCAACGCUGAAUAAAUAAAGUAAUAAAAACAAUCAUUUGCUUUGAAGUACAGCUUUAGUCUUGAAUCUCCACAGAGACUUGAUCUCUAAAUAACAUGAUAAAUUCGUAAAUUAAUUAAGUUGAAUCUCGCACGAAAAAUAAUGCAAGAAUCUGACAAGAAUUUCCCUAAAAAGACGCAAACGAUUGAUGAUUGACAGAUUCAGGUACAAUAAACUAUGCUCAAUACAAAUUAAAAAUGGAAUAAAAAAUUACGAGAUGGAAUAUUCAUUUGUUUUGGCUCUCAUUGUACCCAUUAAUAUAAUACUAGUACAUCAACAUUAAAGAAGACAUCUAAAUUGAGUAAAUUUCAAGAAGUAAGUCUGAUUAUUCACGUCGUAAUUGCAUUUAUUCGCUCUUUUUGGAUUGGUCCUUCUUCUUUGCAUCCUCACGAUCUUUUGUAUCAAUUGUUGUGAUGUUGACUGAAGCAACGACACCGUGAAUGACUGAUAUUAAUGUUUUGACAAUUGCAACAGGCGCAGAAACGAUUGCGAGUAGUUUGAAGAAUGGAACUCCCAAGACUACAAAAUAAAUCAAUAAUUAGUCAUGAAAAUGUUAAACUUAAUAAUGAGCUGCUUACAUAUUGGCCCAGGAGUGAAAUAAAGGAGAUAUAAAGCAGCAUAAAAGAGUUCAUUGAAGAGACACAUGAAGCCCAAAACUGUACGAUUUGUGUAGUAAAUAUGCAUAAUUGGAUUUUCGUUCAUGUCAAUAAAUUUGUGUGAAGUUUUGCCUUGAAGCAGUGAUGUAUGAAGAUAGAACCAAUGGCAUGCGACGUCAAUUGCCAUAGAUAAUUGGAACCAAAACAUGUACUUUGGAUAGAAGUAGCUUAAAGUAACAAGAAGACCCAUAGUUCCACAUCUGUCAGUCAGUUGAUCCAGCAUAGCACCGAAUUUUGUGGCUAAAUAAAUAUAUGAUAAUCCAGUUUAAUUGAUUGUUUAUGACAUAACUAAGCG
Molecule: messenger RNA, 3513 nt
Organism: Chironomus riparius
Lineage: Eukaryota; Metazoa; Arthropoda; Insecta; Diptera; Chironomidae
Source: the annotation of a GenBank genome assembly